AUGCAGUCUCGACGAGUCCAAGUCCUCCUGGCCGCCUGCUGGUCCUCGUCGUGCCUGGCUUCUAGUAUAUCCAACAUCCCCGACUUUGCCACGUCUGAAGCCGGAAAUCCGUUUGUCGACGGCUGGUAUGCCGACCCAGACACCCAAUUCUACAACGGCGAGUACUGGGUGUAUCCAACCUCGUCGCGGCCCUACGACGAACAGACCUACCUGGACGCCUUUUCAUCCCCAGACCUCGUCCAUUGGACGAAGCACUCGAAUAUCCUGACAGCCGACGACUUCACGUGGGCACAUCGAGCGGUCUGGGCACCAGCACCGAUAUACCGCAACGGCACCUACUACCUCUACUUUGGCGCCAACGAUAUCCAGUCAGACUCUGAGCUGGGCGGCAUCGGCGUGGGCGUGGCUGAGCGCCCAGAGGGCCCGUAUACCGAUCCCCUGGGGCGUCCGCUCGUCGACGCAUAUCACAAUGGCGCGCAGCCAAUCGAUCAAGACGUCUUCAUCGACGACGAUGGCCAGGCGUACAUGUACUAUGGCGGACACUCCCACGCCAACAUUGUCAAGCUAAACGACGACAUGAUCAGCCUCGGCACCUUUGACGACGGGACAACGUUCAAGGAGAUUACGCCCGAGAACUACGUCGAAGGACCGCAGAUGCUCAAGCGCAAUGGCGUGUACUACCUCUUCUGGAGCGAAGGCGGCUGGACGGGGCCCGACUAUGCAGUUUCGUAUGGUAUGAGCAGCUCGCCUCUUGGGCCAUUUGAUCGCAUCGCAAAGAUACUCCAGCAGGAUGAAGCAGUGGCGACGGGCUCUGGCCACAAUGCGGUGAUUCAGGUUCCUGAUACAGACAUCUACUACAUCCUGUAUCACCGGCAUCCGUUGGGCUCCACGGACGGGAACGACCGCCACUUGGCCUAUGACAGGCUCUACUUUAACGAUGAUGGCACGAUCGAGCCGGUUAAGAUG
Molecule: messenger RNA, 966 nt
Organism: Trichoderma reesei QM6a
Lineage: Eukaryota; Fungi; Ascomycota; Sordariomycetes; Hypocreales; Hypocreaceae
Exons: 1
Biological process (GO): carbohydrate metabolic process
Molecular function (GO): hydrolase activity, hydrolyzing O-glycosyl compounds
Source: RefSeq, a predicted model, not a curated record